Messenger RNA from Funneliformis caledonium, 1225 nucleotides. The record is from the annotation of a GenBank genome assembly. NCBI's taxonomy places the organism in Eukaryota, Fungi, Glomeromycota, Glomeromycetes, Glomerales, Glomeraceae.
GAAUUUUGAUGAUUUCAUAUCGGCAAAGGAAAGAUUAUUAUUUCAAGAAUUAUGUAAAUUGUUCAUGAAGAGGAGUCGAUCCAUGAAACGCAUCAUCAUACCUGAUACCAUCAGAUUGGAUGGUAUCAUCGGGGAGAUACCAUACAUCACUCGUUAUGAUGGGGCGAGUAGAUGUCUGAAAGGAUUAAAAGAACUUUAUUGUUAUUGGAAUUUUAGUGAGACUUUUUAUAAAUCCAUCCUCCAAAUUUGUAAAAACAUACAAGUGAUUAAAAUUUAUAUCGAUGCUUAUUAUGAUGUGGAUUCUUUGGCUAGCUUAAUCUCUUUACAGAAUAAUUUAAAACAAUUGAAAAUAGAAGUGCAAGAAAUCAUCGUGGGAAGUAUUAUAUCAAAUGAUUAUUGCACCCCCUUAUUUAAUUCGAUUUUAAAACAAAGUCAUUCUAUACAAAAGUUGGAAUUGGUUAAUUUCUCCUUUCGAUACGCUGAUGGUAAAACUUUAGAAAGGUUAAUCGAUUGUAAAUAUUUAAGAUUCUUAUCAAUUUAUCAAUGUAAAUUCUUGGAAAAUCAACAAUUUCGUUCAAUAGAUAAUUUUCAAAAGUUGGAAGAAUUUUAUUAUUGUCAUAGGGAUGAUGACAUCUUUCCUGAAGAGUUACUCGUAGGGAUAUUUCAAACCGCGAAUACAAGAUUAAGAAAAAUUAAAUUAUCCUAUCACACGGUAAAAGUUAUCUGCGCAAUCACUUUCAAUUGUUUGAACGUAGAAAUCUUAAAUUUAUCGACUCUUCCUCUAAGUCAUAAAAUCAUCUUGAAAAUUUUCAACUCUUGCACGAGGUUAAAACAUUUCACUUUUGAAGGUGAGAGGGGUAAUAAUGAGAAUAAUAUGUUAAUUCAAAUGAGCAAAUACGUUCCCAUCACUCUGGAGACUUUGGAAAUUAAAAUGUAUUUACAAAAUCCUUGGGUGUUCUCUGCUACUUCGUUGAAGGUCUUCUUGGAGGCUUCAAAAAGUUUAAGGUUAUUAAAAAUCAUUCAUAAAGAACCUCAACAAACGUUGGAUCAACAAUUCUCUAAUCCUUUGACCCCGAGAAAUUCUUCCAUGAAAACUCUAUCCAAGGAUCAUUUUGCUGUCAUUGAAGAACUUGGUAUAGGACUUUACAUGUCAAGUGGGAUAAAGUUUAGCAAAAAAUUAUAUCCAAAUUACGUCCACACCAUAGUGAUCCCUUCCAAAAAAUAA